AUGACUGAAAGAGAAAAGCGAAAGCAAAGAAAAAUUUGGAAACAAGCGUCAAAGAAAUACAGAGAAAAGAAAAAGACAUUACCAACUAUACUAAACAAUACUCCGCCACAUUCCGAUGAUGAGUUAGCUGCAACACCUUCAGUAAGAAAAACAGUGGGUAGAAAAAUUGUGCGGAAGGACAGAGCCAAAGCAUAUCGUAAAAUCAAACAACAGGAGAAAACAAUUGCUAAAAUUACACGUAAAUAUGAAACCUUGAAGAAAAAACUAAGAAGAAAAGAAAAUAGAGAACAGGAGAAAUCUCAGCCACCAACAACUCCUAACAGCAAGGUUGACGCAUUGAUAAAAAAUGUUGACGUCCCUCCUGAGGUGCGCAAGAAUCUUCUAUUUAACGAAGUACUGACUACGCAAUUAAAAGAAAAAGCUGGUAGUUUGAAAAAAAACUCUAAAGAGAAUGAAGUCUUCCAAAAAUGUGUCAGCGGUGAUUUGGUAAGGAAAUACAAAUUGCUUCAUAUGGUUAAGACUUUUUUGCCAAAAGAAAGAACCAGUACAUCGAUUUUGAAGUCGGAUACCAAAAUUCGUGAGGUUGUGUUGAAGCACGAUAUUCGUCAAAAAGUUGAAGAUUUCUUCCAGAGUGACGAUAUCAGUAGGAUGUGCCCAGCUAAGAGAGAUUUUGUGAAAAACCACUUUGGGUGGUAUCUCCAAAAUUAA
Molecule: messenger RNA, 708 nt
Organism: Acanthoscelides obtectus
Lineage: Eukaryota; Metazoa; Arthropoda; Insecta; Coleoptera; Chrysomelidae
Source: the annotation of a GenBank genome assembly